UGACGCUAAAUUAAUAUUAUAGCAAAUUAAGAACUUUAUGUCUUGAAUUCAGUUCUGAGAUACUAAAUCUUUUACAGUGUAAACACAUAAAUAUCUGACGAUGGAAGUGUUUAAAAGGUCGUUACCUCAACAACAGUGCAAGUGUAACUAAUAAAGCUAUAAUAUCUUGUUUAAAAUGGAGCUUCUAACCCCUCCUCAAUGUAAGUACUGUUUGAAAACGUAUAGCAAACUUAAAGAGCCUAUUUAUACUGUUUGCACAUGCGAAAACAGACCAAAGUUUGCGCAUGGAAGUUGUUUUAGAGAUUGGUUAAAAACUUACAAAUAUGGUGUGUGUGAAAUAUGCUUAGCAAAAAGUAAACUUGUACGGAAUGGAUAUAAAAAUCUUCGCAAGUGGAAUUUACCUCAAAACACAUCUAAAACUGUAUAUUUUCAUCUUGCGUUACUGCUAGUUUGUUUGAUUGCCUUUUUAUGUUUUACUAUAUGGUGGUUGAUAGAACAAUGUUGGCAACCCAGUUGCUUUGUCAGCGAAAUCGUUAUUAUUGUAAUUUUUGCAUUUGUUGGCAUUUCUUUUUUUUGUUUCAAAGAAUCAAGAUUUUUUUUAAUUAAUAUUCGGGUGGAUAACUCUAAUUGGAAAGUGGUUCAAUGUAAAGAAGUAAUUAAACAGAAGAAGAAGAAAAGCAUAAGAAGACUUAGUAGUAUUCCAAGCAUUCGACAUUCAUACAAAAACAGUAUAAACUUUUUUAAAGACGGUGAAAUAUGCUUAAGUUCAAAAGGUACUCCUUAUAGUAUUAUAGACGAAAAACAUAUAGAUAUGGCAAUUGUUUGGACACCACGAGAUUAUCCAAGAGUUAAAAAAGUUGUUGAACACGAGCGCAAAAGAAUUCCUGCAAAUAAUCACAAGAAAGGACUUUACAUUCAAAAAAAUAAAAGAUUAGGCUUUAAUAAAGAUGAAAUAAACGCUAUUCCUCCAAACAUUAGUUGGAAAAACGACUUUUCAUUUAACAUUAAUAAAGAUAACACUAUUUACGCUUGCAAUAAACAAAAAUUAAAGCUCAUUGAAGCGUCCAAUCUUAGUGAUUCGCAAAAUGCAGUUAUGCCUCUUAAGAAUGAUGUCAUAUUUAAGACAAUUGAAAAUGGUUUCAGUUAUAUAAAUGAUCUUGACAAUAAAGACUUUGAAAAAAAUGUUUACUUGAUUGAACCCAGUGUUUACGUAUUUGAAAUAAAUGCUCACGAGUUUAAUACAAGCACUCACGAAUUUAAAAACAAUAUUGAAAAAUCGAGAACAAAUGUUCAAAAACAUGAAAUGUAUGUUCAUGAGCUUGAAACAAGUACAAAUAAUUACACAAAUGAUUUCAAUGAACAAAUUGCAAAUGAUAAUAACAUAUUAUCAUCAAUGACAAUUAUUUGAUAAUAGUUAUUGAAAAAAAAAAAUGUUUAAAAUUUUUAGGAAUUCUAAAGAGUUUUCAUUAAAUAAUCUUUAUCAAACAAAUCAUUGUGAAAUUGCAUUGCUUUUCGCGGACUAUUUUUAUGGAACAAAAUAGUUUCGAACAUUUUUCCUCAGGUUUUAAUUCUGCAACUACCAUUCAUUCAAACGAAAGCUUAAAGAAUUAGGUUUUACAAUUGAUGAUUUAUUAAUAUACUUUAAAUAACCUUUUUUUUAAUUCCCUUUUUUAUCUUCUACAAAUCGAAGAGUUUUUAAAGUAUUUAUGUAAUUAUCAAGAGUUAUAUGUGUACUUAGUAUAUAUGACAGAUCAAUAUAUUUACGACGGAUUUUAAUGUAAAGAAAAAGAAAAAAAUUAUACUA
This is a messenger RNA of Hydra vulgaris (swiftwater hydra), 1804 nucleotides long. RefSeq lists its product as uncharacterized. Gene Ontology annotation, molecular function: zinc ion binding. NCBI's taxonomy places the organism in Eukaryota, Metazoa, Cnidaria, Hydrozoa, Anthoathecata, Hydridae. The record is from RefSeq and is a predicted model, not a curated record.